This is a messenger RNA of Saccharomycodes ludwigii, 1605 nucleotides long. RefSeq names its product aromatic-amino-acid:2-oxoglutarate transaminase (gene ARO9). Gene Ontology annotation, molecular function: aromatic-amino-acid:2-oxoglutarate transaminase activity; pyridoxal phosphate binding; L-2-aminoadipate:2-oxoglutarate transaminase activity. Lineage: Eukaryota; Fungi; Ascomycota; Saccharomycetes; Saccharomycodales; Saccharomycodaceae. Bases 1 to 1605 code for a protein of 534 amino acids. The transcript has a single exon. The record is from RefSeq and is a predicted model, not a curated record. Gene Ontology annotation, biological process: L-tyrosine biosynthetic process; aromatic amino acid catabolic process.
AUGGAAGAAUUAAAACAACGUUAUACCAAAUUUUUAAGUAAAAGAGAUGCCUGGAAAAAAAUUGAACCAUUCUGGAUCAAUAACAAUUUGCCACAAAAUUUGGUUCCACAUGACUCUACAAUUUAUUUAGCGGGUGGCAUGCCUAAUGAAUCUUUAUUCCCCAUUGAAUCCAUCCAUAUUAAUGUCAAGAAUUCUCCAGGUGUUAGUAAUGCUAGUAAUAGCACGGCUUUGGAUAUUAAUGAAAAGAUUGCUGAUGGACAACUAACCAACAUUUGGACUUAUGAGCAAAAUAAAGAUAAGUUAGGUAUAUCCCAAGCUUUUCAAUAUGGAGAAAGCAACGGUAACCCCCAAUUAUUAAAGAUCGCACGUGACAUUAUCACUAGUAUCCACAACACUCCACAAUAUGAAGAUUGGGAUGUUAUUACGACUAAUGGUUCUGCUGAUUCGUUAUACAAAGUGUGUGAUUUGUUAUUUGACGAAGAUUCUGUUAUGUUAAUGGAAGAAUUUACUUUCCCCUUGACCACCACUUACUUGAACAACACUGGAGCAGAAGAAAUCCCAUUAAAAGUUAACAUUACCUCUGAUGUCGAAAAACAAGGUAUUGACACCGAUUACAUGGCUGAUUUGUUAGAUAAUUGGUCUAAGUAUUACCCAGAAAAGCCUAAACCAAAAGCUUUGUAUACUAUUGCCACUGGUCAAAAUCCAACAGGCGUUACUCAAUCAGUCGCCAAAAGAAGGAGAAUUUAUGAUAUUUGCUCCAAACACAAUAUGCUAAUUAUUGAAGAUGACCCAUACGGGUAUUUGAAAUUUACCCCAUUUAGGCCUGAAGAUCCAGAUUACAAUCCAUAUGAAAGCGGCGAAAUUGAUUUAAAGGUUUAUUGUAAUAAAGUAUUGUCUCCAUCUUAUUUAAGAUUUGAUACUGAUGGUAGAGUUAUUAGGUGCGAAACAUUCUCUAAAGUUUUUGCCCCUGGUAUUAGAAGUGGGUUUAUAGUUGCUAAUAAAUUUUUUAUUAAAAGAUUACAUAACAUGGCAAUGUGUUCUACCAGAGAACCAAGUGGAGCAUCACAAUCUAUUUUGACCAACAUCUUAUUAGAUAUGGGUGAAAAUUAUCAGAAGACUCAUCCAGAUUCAGAAAGUUAUAUUGAUGGUUGGUUUGAAUGGUGUAGAAAAGUUGCAAGUGCCUACACACAUCGUCGUAACGUUUUAUUUCAAGCCUUAGAAUCUACAGAUGCCUUUAAAAAACAUUUUUUUGAAAUUAGUGAACCUUCUGCGGGUAUGUUUGUUGCUCUUAAUGUUACAUUAAAACCAGAGUGGAAAACUGUUAAUGAUUAUACAGGUGCUGCUGAAAAAGAUGCCUACAUCAAGGAUGUUAUGGAUUAUUUGAAUUGGAUUCUAUUAGAAGAAGGAUGCUUAGCUGUUUUGGGUUAUAAGAUGACUGUUAAUCAAAAGUUUUCAUUGCAUAGAGCCAAUUUCUUGAGAAUAACAUUUGCUCAAGCCGCCAAUGAUUGUAUUUUAAGAGAGGCUGCUUUAAGAUUAGCUAAGGGAAUUGAAAGAUUGAACUUGGAGUACGGCACAGACAAGCAGAAAUUUUGUAUGAACAAAUAA